Messenger RNA from Mesoplodon densirostris (Blainville's beaked whale), 2180 nucleotides. It is a transcript of the gene PRDX1, whose product is annotated as peroxiredoxin 1. Gene Ontology annotation, cellular component: cytosol. Gene Ontology annotation, molecular function: thioredoxin peroxidase activity. NCBI's taxonomy places the organism in Eukaryota, Metazoa, Chordata, Mammalia, Artiodactyla, Ziphiidae. The record is from RefSeq and is a predicted model, not a curated record. Bases 61 to 660 code for a protein of 199 amino acids. The transcript is spliced from 6 exons. Gene Ontology annotation, biological process: removal of superoxide radicals; response to oxidative stress; cell redox homeostasis.
CGGUUUGCGUGUGUGCUUCCUGACUGUCCUUUGUGCCUUGUGAGGAGUGCUGAUCGCAAUAUGUCUUCAGGACAUGCCAAAAUUGGGCACCAUGCCCCCCAGUUCAAAGCAACUGCUGUAAUGCCAGAUGGUCAGUUCAAAGAUAUCAGCCUAUCUGACUACAAAGGAAAAUAUGUUGUGUUCUUCUUUUACCCUCUUGACUUCACCUUUGUGUGCCCCACGGAAAUCAUUGCUUUCAGUGAUAGGGCAGAAGAAUUUAAGAAACUCAACUGCCAAGUGAUUGGUGCUUCUGUGGAUUCUCACUUCUGUCACCUGGCAUGGAUCAACACACCCAGGAAACAAGGAGGACUGGGACCCAUGAACAUUCCCUUGAUAUCAGACCCCAAGCGCACCAUUGCUCAGGACUAUGGGGUCUUAAAGGCUGAUGAAGGCAUCUCAUUCAGGGGCCUUUUUAUUAUUGAUGAUAAAGGUAUCCUUCGACAGAUCACCAUAAAUGACCUUCCUGUUGGCCGUUCUGUGGAUGAGACACUGAGACUAGUUCAGGCCUUCCAGUUUACUGACAAACAUGGGGAAGUGUGCCCAGCUGGCUGGAAGCCUGGCAGUGAUACCAUCAAGCCUGAUGUCCAGAAGAGCAAAGAAUAUUUCUCUAAGCAGAAGUGAGCACUGGGCCAUUUUAGGGCCAGGCUGCAGUAGGUGGCCAUGAGAACAAAACCUCUUUUGUACUAUUGUUAUGCUUAAAACACAAGACCUUGCACUCAGCCCAGAUGUGGUGUGGGACAGGACAGGCCUUUCCUGCAGGGGUUGGGGAGGCCAGCCUUUCUUCCUCUGGAGGGAAUGGCCUGAGCUGUAUUAUGGGGCAGGCAAACUGAUGUGUAUAGUAGUAGGGUAUCACUUUCAGUCUUUUGUAGUUUGAUUAAACUUGAGCUGAGACCUUGUUGAUUCUUUAUUUUAGGGGGACAUUAGCCUUUGAGUGUAAGAGGAAUUUACUUUUUGCUUUCCCUCUUUAGGGGAAAAUGAGGUGUGAGAGUGCCUCAGAAUCAGGAAAUUAUAUUGAGGGGAAAUGCAAGUAGAUACAGAGAAUGGACCUCGAAGCAAGGUGUUUCAUUUCACCAUAUCUGGAGAAGAGCAAGGCCUACUACAGUACUGGCCAAGGCACUGCAAUUUAUGCUAUAGGCUGGGUUGCAGGUUAAGAGCCCAAUGAGAUUACUGACAUUUACUUUUACACUACUGGGAGGGCUGUAUGAAAACCUGAAGCUUGGCCUCUUCUGAUAAAUGCCUGGUACUGGUUCUGUAAAAAGAUCAGAGUUAGAGGCUUCAGUACCUUUGGAACUAAAAGGGGGAGGGGGAGACACACACAGUGCUGGUGUUCAUAGGGUAGAGGCUGUCUGUGUCAGAAGCACAGUGCUGAGCACCUCUUGGCUUCCCUGGGUUUCCAUCCUUGAUUUAAGGGUAGUUCUUAUCCUCAUAUCAUUGUCCUGAGGGAGGGUUGUCAGUGGGGCAAAGGUGGAUUCCUCCUGGGCUCUUGAGGCUAGGGCAGAUUCAGGGCUGAGAAUCCUGUAUAUCAUGUGGUACCCUUCUAGACACCUUCCAGACAUGGCUACCCCAACCUACCUACCCUUCCAGUAUUCAGACAAGCAAGAACUAUGAGCAGCAGUAUAGGAUUCCUGGGGCCUUUAAUAAUAGCUUAUAUGCCAGGCACUAUUUCAUAUUUAUUCAGUCUCCAUAAUAAUCCUCUGAGGCAGGUACCGUUAUUUAGGGGAUAGUUGCUUCUUAAGCCCUGUAACAUGUAGCAUCUUGAAGCACUGCAGAGAAAUGGUAACAGGUAAUCCAUAUUCCAAGGCAGGUGGCAAGUCUGGAUCUGCUUUGGUCUUUUGACUAAACUUCUUUAAGCCUUGUUAUCUUCAUUUAAGAUCUCUACUAUAAUUCUUUAUCAAAAAUGAUCAUCUUGGGGCUUCCCUGGUGGUGCAGUGAUUGAGAGUCCGCCUGCCGAUGCAGGGGACACGGGUUCGUGCCCCGGUCCGGGAAGAUCCCACAUGGCUGGGCCUGUGAGCCAUGGCUGCUGAGCCUGCGUGUCCGGAGCAACGGGAGAGGCCACAACAGUGAGAGGCCCGUGUACCGCAAAAAGCAAAACAAAACAAAACAUCAUCUUGUACCCAAUAAAAUCUUGUCUAGCCAAAUAA